Messenger RNA from Sycon ciliatum, 1508 nucleotides. Its product is annotated as peptidase M20 domain-containing protein 2-like. Bases 128 to 1342 code for a protein of 404 amino acids. Gene Ontology annotation, molecular function: dipeptidase activity; para-aminobenzoyl-glutamate hydrolase activity. Gene Ontology annotation, biological process: folic acid catabolic process. NCBI's taxonomy places the organism in Eukaryota, Metazoa, Porifera, Calcarea, Leucosolenida, Sycettidae. The transcript is spliced from 3 exons. The record is from RefSeq and is a predicted model, not a curated record. Gene Ontology annotation, cellular component: cytoplasm.
AUGUUAUAGAUCUACGCAAUAGCGUUUUUUUGUCUUCUUGGCAAAAGUAUAGCACGUCCGGGAAUAUGUGUUGCGAUACCAUGCUACUGUAGCAACGAACUAUCGCAGCAUUACGGUCAAGCCUUUGAUGAUGUCGCGGGCGACAGAUAUUAUCGGUAGGGCGGUGGAAGACAAAGCUGAUUCGCUACAAGAACUGAGCGGCAAGAUUUGGUCUCACCCAGAACUUUGCUUUCAAGAGAAGUUUGCCCAUGACACGUUGACAGAGUUCUUGGAGAAGAAUGGCUUUGAAGUGGAGCGCAAGUACAAAGUGGAUACAGCGUUCAAGGCUGUGUUCCGACAGGGCAGCGGUGGCGCUAAUAUUGGUCUGAUCUGCGAGUACGACGCUCUUCCAGACAUAGGACAUGCCUGUGGACACAACCUUAUCGCUGAAUCAGGUGCUGCUGCAGCGAUAGGACUGAGAGCUGCUCUCGAGGCAAGCCCAGCCACUUCUGGUACAGUGACGUUGUUUGGAACACCAGCUGAAGAGGGCGGCGGAGGAAAGAUUCAUCUUAUAAAUGCAGGUGCAUUUGCUGAUAUUGACGUUUGCCUAAUGGUGCACCCAGCAGCUAUGAACAUGUUAGCACCGGGCUGCCUGUCCUGCAUCGAUGGCCAUGCCGUGUUCACUGGGAAAGCUGCGCAUGCCUCUGCUGCACCAUGGGAUGGCAUUAAUGCACUGGAUGCAGUCAUCAAUGCAUACACUGCAUUGUCAACUCUGAGGCAGCAGAUCCAUACGGACUGGCGUGUUAUGGCUGUUAUCACAGAGGGCGGUGUUAAGCCCAAUAUCAUCCCUGAGAGAGCUGCAUUGGAGUUUGAUUUGAGAACCCCGACGGACAAGGAGCUUGCUGUACUGAAAGGGAAGCUGGCAGCCAUCAUGAAAGCUGCUGCGCUGGCAACUGGCUGUGAAGUUGAACUCAAGUUCACGAUUGAAGACAGGGUGUCCGAUUACUCGAACAUGAUUGCAAACAAACAGCUUCUUGAACGAUAUCACCAUCACUGGCUUUCAUUUGGGCCUGCAGACAGCACUUUAACGCCGGAUCGUUUCUGGGCAUCCACGGAUAUGGGUAAUGUUUCUCUCGAAGUACCGUCCAUUCAUCCAACAUUCAUCAUUGGAACGGCAGCUGAAGUGCAUACCAGAGAUUUCGUGGAAACGACCAACCAGCCCAAAGCACAUGCAGCCACGCGCUGUGUAUCGAAGGCAAUGGCUGCCGUUGGCUGGGAUGUACUCACUGACAGUGCCUUGCUGAAGGAGAUAAAGGAGAGCUUUCAACAACAACUGGUCACCUUACAAGUGAUGAUUGUUUAGUUUGCUGGCCUUGCCAAUUGUGUCACCACGAUGUGUUAGUUCUAGAACAUUCAUCUGCCUGCAUUAUUCGUCGUUAUGUUUCGUGUUUUUUUUGCCUCCCCUUCCUCAAUGCCCUGAUGAUCCCCAAUGGGCGAAAUAUUUGCAAAGUUCUAUUUGGUGCAGCUGA